AUGCAUAUCACACAACAACUUGGAGAUGGAGAAACAAAUCUUCAAACAUUAGGAAAAGUAUUAUGGGAGAUGGGAAAACCUGAUCUGGCUGAAAAAUACUUUAUGCGCUUCUUAGAACAACUUUCAUCAAAUAUUCCUUUACUUGGUAGUUUGUACGAAGAUCUUGCCAAACUCGCAUCACAGAACCGUCAGUAUGACAAAAGUCUUCAAUGGCAUCAAAAACCUAUCAAUUUCAACAAAACAUUUAGACGUUAA
Rotaria sp. Silwood2 is the source of this 255-nucleotide messenger RNA. The record is from the annotation of a GenBank genome assembly. NCBI's taxonomy places the organism in Eukaryota, Metazoa, Rotifera, Eurotatoria, Philodinida, Philodinidae.